AUGGGGCAAAAAGAUACGUUUGACCUCGAUUUGAGCUCGAAAAUCAGUUCGUCUGCUAAUGAAAAGUUUGACGCCUAUUUGAAGCGCCAUGGACUUAUAGAACCUAAUCAAUAUCAACCACGUCGACUUAAUGAUGCUCUUGAAGAUCGUAUGGGAGAACUGAAGCUUACAAGCAGUCCUGUCGCAAAAGAAAAUUACGCAGAUAGGAGCCCUCAGAAAUCACCAAGCAAGAUCCCAAUAGCUUCACCAAAUCCAGUGGCAAUCGAACGGUUAAGAGAUCGAUUGCAUGGCAGUUCAAGAUUAUAUGACUCAGUCGGUGAAGCUCCAAGUUGGAAUAUGGGAUCUAUGAAUCUUUCAAUGGAGGAGUUGGAGAAAAUUACAAGGCCAAAGGUCAAAAGAAUGGCGACUAUAUGUCAAAUGUUUUUCCUUGAUAAUUAUUUUGAGCAGUUGCAUUAUUUACAUUCUAGAAAGCAAAGAUUGCAUCUUUUUGAGCAACAGCUUGCAAAAGAGUCUACUACUGUAAAAAGUGAAUUGGAAAAGCGUUACAAUGGUCGUGAGCGUGUAUAUCUUCGAAAGCGUCGUACUCGUAUAAGUCAUGGUGAUUUUCAAACGAUUACUCAAGUCGGUCAAGGCGGUUACGGAUCGGUUUGGCUAGCAAAGAAGAGAGAUACCAAGGAAAUUGUUGCUUUGAAAAUAAUGAACAAAUCUGUUUUACUUAAAAUGGAUGAAAUUCGUCAUGUACUUACGGAACGAGAUAUCCUUACAAGUGCAAACUCAGAGUGGCUAGUAAGGCUAUUGUACGCAUUUCAAGAUUUUUCAAAUAUUUAUUUGGCCAUGGAAUUUGUACCAGGAGGUGAUUUUAGGACUUUAUUGAGCAAUAGCGGGGUUUUAAGAGAUCAUCAUGCCAAGUUUUAUGCUACGGAGAUGUUUUUGGCAAUUGACGCAUUGCAUAAACUUGGAUAUAUUCACCGAGAUUUGAAACCAGAAAAUUUCCUUGUCGGCGCUUCUGGACAUAUUAAGCUUACCGAUUUUGGACUUAGUUCCGGUAUAAUCAGUAAGCAAAAGAUCGAAAGUAUGAAGAUAAGACUUCAAGAUGUGAACAAUGUAGCAGUUCCCGAGAGAAGUAUGCGUGAGCGUCGUCAAGUGUUCCGAACACUUUUGGCUCAGGAUCCUGUGUAUGCCCAUUCGGUGGUAGGAUCGCCUGAUUACAUGGCACCAGAAGUUUUGCGAGGAGAAAACUAUGAUUACUCCGUGGACUAUUGGUCGCUUGGGUGUAUCUUGUACGAAUGCCUUUCUGGGUUUCCUCCAUUUUCCGGUUCGAAUGUCAAUGAAACAUGGUCGAAUCUUAAGAACUGGAAAAAAUGUUUUCAACGCCCACAUUAUGACGAUCCUCGAGAUUUAGAAUUUAAUUGGAAAGACGAAGCUUGGGACUUUGUUGCUCACUGUAUUACUAGCCCGGCCAAUCGCUACCGUUCCUUGAAUCAGGUGAAGCAACAUCCAUAUUUUGAUCAAAUCAAGUGGGAAAAUGUGCGUGAAGCAUAUCGACCUCCAUUUAUUCCUGAUUUGAAUUCAGAGAUUGACGCCGGGUACUUUGAUGACUUUACGAACGAAAAUGACAUGUCCAAAUAUAAAGAAGUUCAUGACAAACAAGCGGCAAUCGCUCGCAUGUCAAAUACAUUUAAUAAACCCAAGCGAAAUGCUUUUAUCGGGUUUACUUUUAAGCAUCAGAAAAAUAAUCAUCCCAUUCCUUCUGCCGGUGUCCCUUCUUUGUCGGGUACCGCUUUUGGAACUCUUUUGUAA
Schizosaccharomyces osmophilus is the source of this 1800-nucleotide messenger RNA. It is a transcript of the gene sid2, whose product is annotated as serine/threonine protein kinase (NDR family) Sid2. Gene Ontology annotation, biological process: peptidyl-serine phosphorylation; intracellular signal transduction. Gene Ontology annotation, cellular component: spindle pole body. NCBI's taxonomy places the organism in Eukaryota, Fungi, Ascomycota, Schizosaccharomycetes, Schizosaccharomycetales, Schizosaccharomycetaceae. The record is from RefSeq and is a predicted model, not a curated record. The coding region runs from base 1 to 1800 and encodes 599 amino acids. Gene Ontology annotation, molecular function: ATP binding; protein serine/threonine kinase activity. The transcript has a single exon.